This is a messenger RNA of Stylonychia lemnae, 2334 nucleotides long. Lineage: Eukaryota; Ciliophora; Spirotrichea; Sporadotrichida; Oxytrichidae. The record is from the annotation of a GenBank genome assembly.
AUGAGGCUAUCAAACUUUUACAAUCUGAUAACUCUAAUAAAGCAGAGGAAAUAGAAGCCUUACUUGUAUUUAUAUUUGCUCUUAAUUUCAUAGGUAAAAAGGCAGGAAUUGUAGUUGGAAGUAAAAAGCAAGCGAGUAAUUUUAGAAGAAUUGUUGAGUAAAUAGUAAAAACUGACUGCAGCUGAAGAGGCAUUAAGCAUUAGAGAGCAAAAGAAUAUUGCUGAAUAAGAACAGUAGAUGAGAGAAAAGACCUAGAAGAUAGAGGAGAUUGUUUAUAAAAAGCUGAAGUUUCACUUAAAGUAGAAAUUGGAGAAUUUCAAAAAGAAUCCUUAAGAAAUUUUACUCAGACACUAGUAUGUUGAAAAAGAGUCUGGAGGUAGGCCUUAUGUAAAUGCAGUUCAAAUAAAGAUUUUAUCUAAGAUCGCCCAAGAAAAUCCAAAGGAGAAGGAUGAAAGAGCUUUUAAGUAAAAUGAUCCUAAUCAAAACUUAAUUAUGGAGGAAAAUCAAUUUUUUACUCAGACAUUCAGAAUUUCUAAACAGACUGAUAUGAAUUUACUUAAAAAAUUAGCCUGUGAUUUUUGGGGGCUGAAUGAAAAGCAUUACUAGUUUUAUGAUGAAAAUACAAAGCCAGUUUAAUCUGAUGAGGGUAACCAAGUACUUACUGCUGAUAAAUACUUUGAGACUUCAGGAGCUAAAUCAUCUGGUUCUGGAUCUAAGUUGGCUGUUCUAUACAUUGGAAAGCUCAAGAAUGAUCCAUUUCUUGUAAGAGCAAUUAAGGGUAUAUAGGAGAAAAAAAGCCAGAAAAAUAUCAAUGAUAAGGAGGAUGAAAAUGGAAACAGAGAUGAAUUCAGUGAAAAUAAUCAGGACAUGGAGGAAGAGUUUUUAUAAAAUUUUGCUGGUCUACAAGCACAAUAUAAUCAUUAGAAGAAUCCUAAAGGAAAGAGAGCAAAUUAAAUAGAUACAAAAUGCUGCACGCUUUUCAUUCUGACUUUACUUUCAAUCUAAUUGAAGAGAGAUGUGACUGCAUGCUAUUGGGCAGCAGGAGUACUUCAUGAAAAUUUUGAUGAACGCACUGCUUUGUUUACCAAUUCAAAUCUAAAUAAUUUUUACAGCUAAGAUAAUUUAUUUGUGAGUGGGACUGAAAUUGUUAAGCACUCAGUUAUUAUUGGAGCUAUAUAAUUUAAAUAGUCAAGAGUUGUGCAAAUUGCAUGCCCUAGACAGGCUUAGCUGAAGAAUCAAUACAAAUGUUAUGAAAAUUAUUACACUAAGGAUACUAUGGAAACUAAAGAUCUCAAUUAAUCAUCAAGUGAUUAGUCCACUUCAUGGUUUUACUUCUAAGACAGUGAUAACUCAGAUUAUUCAUCUACUGAAAUAAAAGGAAGUCUUGGAACUUAUGAUUCUCAGGGGUAUAUAAUCAGAUUCCCACCUUAUAAUACAACUUUAAAGCAAUAUUAAAAUACAAUAACUCAGAUGAAAAAGGAUUAAUAUUUAGACUUAUCAACAAUUGCUCUGGGAUUGCAAGCUGUGGAUGCUUUGAGAAUAGUUCUUCUAGUUUAUAUCAUUUACAUUAUCAUUAUUAAAUUGGCUGAUUUCUCAUUGACUCCAGAUAAAUUCAUGACAAAUGAAACAAAUAAGGAGUAUUUUUAUACACUAAGCAUGGCAUACUGGUUUUAUUAAUCAUUUAUUAUUGAUUCUAUAUGCUUGCUAUUUAUCCUUUAUAAAAUGAUUCAGGUAUUCAGAACCUAUAGGACUAUUGAGAUAAUCUUAUAAUCGAUAGAAACAGCAAGUUUGUUAGUCGGAGCACUCGUGAGUUUUAUUUGUGUGGUCCUCAUAGGCAUGUCAAUAGUUGCAAUGAAUAUAUGGGGAGCCUAAGUCCUUUAAUUUAAGACCUUUAGUAAUGCAUUUCUCAGCGUUAUAUUCCUUCAAAUGGGUAUUUUGAAAUUAAUUAAUAAUGGUAUUUUAGGCUUGGUUGAUUUUGACUAACUCUAGUCUUACUCAAUUAUAUGGUCUUUCCUAUUUAUAAUCCUUUACUGCAUCUUCAUCAUUUACAUACUACUGUCCUCUUUUAUGAUUAUAUUCAUAGAUAGCUAUCGCAGAAUAGUUAUAUAAGAAGGUUCUCUAACAUAAGAUGUAGUUAAACAGGGCGAGACUAGGACAUUUUCUGGUUUCCUUAAAUGGUUCUUUGGUUGGUUGCCUGAUGAAUGUUUAAAGAAGAUUGGUAAGAACGAUGACAAUAAUGAUAGCUUAAUGAAUGAUGAAGAUGAUGACGUUGUUUAAGAAAAUAAUAAAGGAAAUGAUUCAGACGAAUCCAAUAGUGAUGAUGACAAGAGUUGA